Setaria italica (foxtail millet) is the source of this 2457-nucleotide messenger RNA. RefSeq names its product exocyst complex component EXO70A1. The record is from RefSeq and is a predicted model, not a curated record. Lineage: Eukaryota; Viridiplantae; Streptophyta; Magnoliopsida; Poales; Poaceae. Gene Ontology annotation, molecular function: phosphatidylinositol-4,5-bisphosphate binding. The coding region runs from base 284 to 2260 and encodes 658 amino acids. The transcript has 12 exons. Gene Ontology annotation, biological process: exocytosis. Gene Ontology annotation, cellular component: exocyst.
GUUCAUGGGAUAUUGGACGGUCCGAUGACCGAUGGACGGACGGAAAGGUCGAGUACCCCUGUUGAUUCAUUCUGUUCGCCGAGAAAAGUUGACCCAAUUGUAUUCGCCCUUUUCUUUUUCGUGCUGAGCUUAGUCCCCUGACCUUGCAUUUGAAAUAUCUCCCCUUUUUUACUUAUCUUGAUGGUCUAGUUACUUGCAGCCUAUGGUAAGGUAGUAUGAGGGUUGUCUUUGCCUUGUCCAACCUGCUGGUGCUGGCAAGCGAAGACCUUGAGCGGGCGGAGAGAUGGAGCGGCGGCGAGCGGCAGCAACGGAGGAGGAGGAGGCCAUACUACGUGACAAGGCAAACCUCCUGCGAGAGUCGAUGCGGAGGAGCGAGAUCAUCCAGCGGUGCGCGGCCGCGGCGGUCACUUCCAUCACCACCCGCAUGGCCGCCAUUGACGACGCCGUGCGCCCGGCUGAGGCGAGGACGUACGACGCGUGCAGGGUUCACGACAACGUCCGGCGGAGCCUCAGGGCAGUCGACCCCAUCGUUCGCCGCCUCGACCUUGUGCAAGAGGCAGAGAGUGUGGUACUGAACAGACCAAGCAAGGAUCUUGGUGCCUAUCUUCACGCGGUUGAUAAGUUGAGAAGCGUUGAGUGCUUCUUCAAUUCAAAAAGAAGCUACAGAACUAGUGAUAGCGUGCUCAAACAUGUCAAUGAAUUGCUUUCUAAAGCAGCUGUAGGGUUGGAAAAUGAGUUCCACAGGCUCUUAUCGAGAUGCAGUAAACCUGUUGAACUGGAGUGUCUUUUCAACUCUCUUCCAUGUCUAAGCCAGAGGGUGUCAAGUGAGAACAUUUUUGGUGGUAGCAUAAAUUCCUCAUCUAAAGAUUCUUCUGUCGGCCAGAUAAAUGUGCAUGGUGCAUACACUCUUCCCAGGCUCAUUGAUUCCCGCUGCAUUCCUCUGCUCUCAAAGUUGGUCGAGAAAUCAGUUCAGCUUGGCCACCAUCAGCAAUUUCUAAAGAUAUACAGAGAUGUUCGUGGCUCAACUUUGGAACUGAACAUUAAAUCCUUGGGAGUUGAAUAUGUUACAGCCAAAGAAAUGCAGAUCGUGCAGGCUGAGACCUUGGAUGCUGAAAUUGCUCAGUGGAUGCAAUUUUACCGAAUUGGGGUAAAGUUGCUUUUUGCUGCUGAACGCAAACUGUGUGAUCAAAUCUUUGAAGGAAAGCAUGCAUUGAAGGAUCAUUGUUUUGCUCAACUAACGGCAAAAAGUCUAUCAAUUCUACUUAGCUUUGGCGACGCUGUUGCUAAAUCCCAAGGAUCACCAGAAAAACUAUUCGUGCUGCUUGAUAUGUUUGAGGCAACAUUGGAACUUCAAUCAGAUGUUGAGAUGCUCUUUGAGGGACAUGCAUGCUCUGAAAACCGGAAAUCCGCACUUGGUUUGACGAAAAGCUUAGCACAAACUGCAGAAAGAACUUUCAGCAACUUCAAAGGAAACAUUUUGAGGGACUCACCAAAUAGUACUACUGCCGAUGGAGCUGUGCAUCGUCUUACCAGCUAUGUCAUUAAUUAUGUAAAGCUUCUUUUUGACUAUCAGUCAUCACUCAAGCAGAUAUUCAAAACGCAUGUUACUGAAGAUGGGACAAAUUCUGAUCUGGUCUCUCAAAUCGUGGAUGUUGUACAUGCUCUGGAGACCAACCUUGAGGCCAAAUCAAAGCAAUACGAGAAUCAUUGUCUGGCGCACCUAUUUUUAAUGAAUAAUAUCCAAUAUAUCAUCAGGUCUAUAUGCAGAUCUGAAGUUAAGGAGUUUUUUGCUGAUGAUUGGAUUCAAAGGCGCCGACGGAUUGUGCAGCAACAUGCUACUCAGUACAGGAGAAUUUCUUGGAGAAAGGCAUUGGACUUUCUCUCAGUUAGAGGUAUAACUUCAUCAUUAAGUUCUACUGUAGAGAGUACUCAAGGAAGCAUGCCAACCAUCGGAUCUAAUAGCAGUACAACCUCCAAAUCUGUCGUCAAAGAAAGAUUCCGGUCUUUCACCAUGCAAUUUGAAGAGGUUUGCCAGACACAGAUAAACUGGGUUGUCCCUGACAGAGAGUUGAGAGAUAACCUUAUUCUUGCUAUUGCUGAAAUUCUCAUACCUGCUUACAGAGAGUUCCUGAAACGCUUUGGGCCACUUGUUGGGAGCAGCCGUAACCCAUCAAAAUAUAUAAAGUACAAUCCAGAUGAGCUUGAAGAAGCACUUGGUAAUCUAUUUGCAAAGAAAUUACUGAUCGAAAAGCAAUUUUGAUUGGGCCAAGCAUCCUGACCAGCUGCAAGUUAAGGCCUCUUGUAAAAUAUAUAUGUUCGAUAUACUUGGAUGAUAAUGGUGCUUCUAGUACUAGGAAUCUUUUGAACAGAAUUCUAUUUCACUCUGCUACAAGCCCUGUAAAAAUACACAGUUUUGGUUCUAUUUUUUAUUAUAUUCUAAUGUACUUGUUUACUGAA